AUGGCCUCCGAAAUUCUACAACCGUUCUUAGGCGCGCUGCAAGCCUCCCUGACCGUCCUCUUGGACGUGUUUUACGGAGUGCUCGCAGCCCAAUUCGGCCUCCUAGACGAGAAGUCGGCGAAUUCCAUUUCCCAGGCUGCAAUCAAAAUGUUCUUGCCAGCCCUGAUGUUCACUCGGAUUGGCUCUCAAGUCAGGAUCGAGUCUGCCAUGAGAUACAUCCCCAUUAUUGUCUGGGCAAUCUUGUACCACGUAGCAGCCAUUGGUGCUACGCUCUUCAUCUCACGCAUGUUCAAGCUGCCGGCGUGGACCACCCCGGCAAUCUCCUUUAACAACGCCAUUUCAAUGCCGUUGCUGCUUCUUCGCUCGCUCGAAGUCACUGGUGUUCUCAAGCCGCUGACUGGCGACGGGGAAAGUCCUGCUGAUGCGGUCGACCGAGCAGAAUCAUACUUCCUGGUCUUCGCCAUGGUCGCCAAUGGAAUUGUCUUCGCGGUGGGCGAUAAUCUCUUGGGUAAGAAGGAUAAAGACCAAGAUGACCAAGAGGGAGGGCCAGGCCAAGAAGACGAAGACCCGACUGAGAAUACCUCGUUGCUCCCGGAUGUCGCCGUCCGAAACCGCCAAAACCUGCAAGUGAAGGCACAGAACAGAAUCAACGAGUAUAAUGACAAGCUUCCCUCCUGGGCGCAGAAGGCUUUUCACUAUGCGUACAAGUUUUGUAACGGUCCUCUACUGGGCGCUGUGCUUGGGUUUGUAGUAGGCCUGGUCCCGUGGCUCCAUAAGGUCUUUUUCAACGAGACUCAGGACGGAGGAUAUUUCAAUGCCUGGCUCACUUCCAGUUUGAAGAACAUCGGGGACCUGUUUGUGGUGUUGCAGGUGGUCAUCGUGGGAGUGCAGCUGGCUACUAGCCUGCGCAAGCUGAAACAAGGCGAAGAAUCCGGACCCGUGCCAUGGGUUCCCAUGGUCUUCAUCCUGGCUGCCAGAUAUUUGAUCUGGCCUGCGAUCGGGAUUGCCACCAUCUGGGGCUUCGCGGCCAAGACCAAUGUUUUCGGAAAUGAUAGGAUGCUGUGGUUUACCAUGAUGGUGAUGCCAUCUGGGCCGCCUGCCAUGAAAUUGUUGGCUUUGGCUGAUGCGGGCGGCAUCGAUCAGAAAGAAGUCAUGUCCAUUUCCAAGCUCUUGACGAUUGCGCACAUUGCGGCCCCCUUGAGCUCCAUUGCCGUCGUUGGAGCCCUGAAAGCCGUGCAAAAGGUCGGAGGGAGCUCUUAG
Molecule: messenger RNA, 1260 nt
Organism: Capronia coronata CBS 617.96
Lineage: Eukaryota; Fungi; Ascomycota; Eurotiomycetes; Chaetothyriales; Herpotrichiellaceae
Exons: 5
Coding region: 1-1260 (419 amino acids)
Biological process (GO): transmembrane transport
Cellular component (GO): endoplasmic reticulum; membrane
Source: RefSeq, a predicted model, not a curated record